Molecule: messenger RNA, 1556 nt
Organism: Saccostrea cuccullata (small rock oyster)
Lineage: Eukaryota; Metazoa; Mollusca; Bivalvia; Ostreida; Ostreidae
Product: phosphatidylinositol-3-phosphatase SAC1-like
Exons: 15
Coding region: 33-1541 (502 amino acids)
Biological process (GO): phosphatidylinositol dephosphorylation
Cellular component (GO): endoplasmic reticulum
Molecular function (GO): phosphatidylinositol-4-phosphate phosphatase activity
Source: RefSeq, a predicted model, not a curated record
AGGUAAUAUAGUCCACGUGAAAAACAUCAAAGAUGGCGGUUCACGAAUCGCUCCAUCUUCAUGUGACCUCUGACAAAUUUUACAUUCAACCUGUGGAUUCUGGGAUAGAUGAAUUAUUGGUACUUGACAGAGUGUCUCAAGAAAUUAGUCUUCAGGCAAACAAAGGGCAGCUUCCAUCGUCCAGUAUAACCAAACCUAUCUAUGGCAUAUUUGGAAUUGUAAGGCUCAUAGCAGGACCUUACCUCAUUGUUAUCACAAAAAGAGAGAAGAUUGGCGAGAUAAAUGGUCACACAGUGUGGAAGGUGACGGGCACUGAGGUGUUAUCCUUCAAAAGGACACUGCUGCAUCUAACAGAACAACAGAAUGUACACAACAAGUCCUAUCUGAACAUGCUGGAGUACGCUCUGAGGAUGGAGAGCUAUUACUACUGCACCAACUUUGAUCUGACCCACAGUCUCCAGAGACUGUAUAACACAAGUCCCGACUUCCACGCCAUGUCACUAGUAGAAAGGGCUGAUCCCAGAUUUAUGUGGAAUGGACACCUGUUACGAGAAUUCUCUCAGCUAUCAGAAAUGGGACGCUAUUGUUUACCUAUAGUGCAUGGCUUCAUAGAAUGUCAGUCAUGUAGCAUCAACAAUAAGACGUUUGACUACAUUCUGGUGUCUAGACGUUCCGUAUACAGAGCAGGCACUCGGUUUUAUGUACGAGGAAUCGACACAGAAGGACAGGUGGCCAACUUUGUGGAAACAGAACAGAUCAUACAGUACGAAGGAAACAAGUGUUCAUAUGUCCAGAUCCGAGGUUCCAUUCCACUGUUUUGGACACAGAGACCUAAUCUGCAAUAUAAACCCAAGUUCAAACUAAACACAUCUAGUCAUAUAGAGGUCUUCCAAAGACAUUUUGACGAUUUAAUUUAUAACUAUGGAGACCAAGUCUUAAUAAAUUUGGUAAACCACACUGGUGGAGAAGGACAGCUGGAGAAGGCCUUCUCUCAGUCCGUCACAAACACACAAAACCCCAAAAUCAGGUAUGAGUAUUUUGACUUUCACCAUGAGUGUCGAAAAAUGAGAUGGGACCGACUGUCCAUUUUAACAGACAGACUUGGAGAGGACAUUAAAAGAUUUGGAUAUUUUGCUCUGUCGAAGGAUGGGACUUGUUUAAGUCAGCAGGAGGGAGUAUUCAGGACAAAUUGUAUAGACUGUCUGGAUCGUACUAAUGUAGUCCAGGGUUUACUUGCCAGGAUCAUCCUAGAAAAACAGCUAACACGUCUGGGUGUUCUUGAGGCCAGUCAGAGAAUAACAGACAUGAAAACUUUCAUAACAAAAUUCAACAACAUUUGGGCAGACAAUGCAGAUGCAGUAUCUAAGCAGUAUGCAGGCACUGGUGCUUUGAAAACAGAUUUCACUAGGCAAGGAAAGAGAACCAAAAUGGGACUUCUCAUGGAUGGGUGGAAUUCUUUAAUCAGAUAUUUUAAGAAUAACUUUGGAGAUGGAUUUCGUCAGGUUUGUUUUUUUGCUGUAAAACAUGCUUGUCUUCUGUAGAUCAAGGUCACAUCA